UGCUUCUUCUUCCGCGGUCAGCUUUUGUCCUAGCCGAGGUCAUCUUUUCUUAGUGACUGUCCCAGUGAAUGAAGAGAGGGUGAUUGCAGUGACGUGACCGCACAGCUGAUCGGGCGAUAACGAGGCAGACAAGCAUUCCGCUAUGUGCGCCCGGGAUGUUUUUGUGAUGUUACCAAGCCAAAGAUCCGCAAAGAAAGAGAAACGAGGAUGAAAUCAACAUGAUUAGCACCGAUGGCCUCUCUAAAUGCGAGGCGACCUGGCGCGAGACUGGGAAAAGGCCACAGGCGGAGUUGUUGCACCUUCUGUCCGCUGUCAUUGUCUGGCUUGUGACGGGGACAACCAUCUCCAGUCUUAACAAAUGGAUUUUUGCAGUGUACAACUUCAGGUACCCCUUACUGCUGUCGGCCCUGCACAUGUUGACAGCGAUAGUGGUGGACUUUGGGCUUAUUAAACUGCGAAUGCUCCAGCAAAACGGUGGGGUUGACAACCAGAAGGACCUUACCACCCGCGCCAAAUGCAAGGUGUUUCUAUUGAGCUUGACAUUUUGUGCCAGCAUCGCAUUUGGCAACGUGGGUCUGAACUAUGUCCAGCUGUCAUUUGCCCAAAUGAUCUACACCACCACGCCAAUCUUCACCCUGGCCAUCUCCACUCUGAUCCUGGGCAAGCAACACCACAUCCUCAAAUACACAGCCAUGAUGCCCAUCUGUCUGGGAGCCUCGUUCAGCAUCAUGGGCGAGGUCCAGUACGACCAGACAGGCUGCUUCUUCGUAUUCGCUGCGACAAUGUUGAGAGGUGUCAAAUCCAUCCAGCAAGGUAUCUUGCUCCAGGAAGAGAAAAUCAACUCUGUGUUCCUGCUGUACCUGAUGUCUAUCCCCAGUUUCUGCAUCCUGGCCGUAGCUGCUCUGGCCCUGGAGAACUGGGCCGUGCUGGAGUCUCCAAUGCACUACGACCACAACCUGUGGCUCUUCAUUCUGCUCAGCUGCCUGGGCUCUGUCAUGUACAACCUGGCCAGCUGCUGCGUCAUAACCCUCACCUCUGCCGUCACCCUGCACAUCCUGGGCAACCUGAGUGUGGUGGGCAACCUGCUGCUCUCCCAGCUGCUGUUCGGCAACGAGAUGUCAGCGCUCAGCUGUGCCGGUGUGGCUCUUACUCUCUCUGGCAUGCUCAUCUACCAGAACUCUGAGUUCAUCUCCAACUACCUGGAUGCACGGCGAGCUAAAGCCAGGGAGCUCAGCCGAGUGAGGGAGGAGGAUAUUGCAUUCCAACCGCCCCCCCAAAACCAGCAGGAGAGGGUAGACGCUGCCGGGAAACGAGAGGACAAGAUGGACUGAGAGAGAGAGAGAGAGAGGGGGGGGGAGAGAGAGAGAGAUUUCCUGUCCUUAGGGUUAGUUAAGUCAGGUGGUUCUGUGGAGAGGUUCAGGAAAUGGUCUGUGACCUCAUGAUGUCAUAGUUGAUGAUGACGACAUGAGUGACAGAACUUGUUUGGUUGGGUCGUUUUUACCUCUUCACUGUGCCAAUGUAUUUAUUUCAGCCAUGGUCUCAUGGAACAGAAGUCAGCUGACUAAAAAAACAGAUGCCUUUAGGAAAGUGACAGUUGAGUUUGUACUGUUCUAAUACUCAUACAUGCACACAUACUGGUAUGCAUGCAUGAGCACACAAACUAUGUGAUACAUCUCAUGAGAUAUCACGCACUGUUACUCACACUACUACACUGUGAAAAUGUUCUCUCUGAGUGACUGCUCAGUGGGAUGGUUGGGUGGGAAGGACUAGGAACACUGCUCUUAUGGAUAGAAACAAAUACGUUUUAAAAACGUAUGGUAAUGUUACCUAACCUUCCCCUGGUCUCGUAUCACUGGGAAAGAGGUUUUCUGGCAGCUUUUAUUUGGGGAUCUUAAAAUGGGUGUUCCGCAUUUGUUAUAGUGCUAUAGCUUUUGUCUAGAUGAAGUUUACAAACAUUCAAGCUAACAGGUUCAGCAUAUCAUAUCUCCUGGCUGUUUGUAGGCAUGGCGGCCAAUAAGCCACAAUGUUAUUAAUCUACUGCAUAGUGAGGCAUAGAUCUGAGGGGAGCCAGCUUGUCCCACUCAACGACCCCUUAUUGCAUUUCCCUUCAUUUCCUCUUAAUAAAAGGAACCUAUUAUAAUCAUUUUAAUAACCUCCUACCUUUACAGCAGUUCUCACUGCAGUUCUCACUGUCUAUUAUAAGGCCUAUCCACUCUCUAAGGAGUCUCACUCAUCUUUAGCACACUCCAUAAAAAGUAUUUCAUCAUUCUCUCCUUUACCGCCACUCGAACAGAAAUGUCUUCUCCACUCAGAAGGUGCCACAUUACAUUUAGUCUUUAUAACUGACCUCUGCUGGACAGUGUUAUUGUAACUCCAUUUGAAUUUUUGAAUAUUUAUGAUGCAGUGUUAUUUCUUUCAUUUAUUUUUUAUUCUGUAAGUAACACUAUUUUUUGUCCUGUUUAUGAUUCUUACACAGUACAAAGAGGAAGUUAUUGGAUUUCUGUUUACUAAAUUGAAUACAAAAGCUGUAGUAUGUCUCUUACCAGAAUUGACCUUGAUCAGAAACUAAAACUACUUAUUUGAAGUUGGAAAGCUCUUACAUGAUGUGUCCAGAGCACUGACAUAGGUCAGAAGUCACUCAGUAACUGGAGGUCUAGUCAACUGGUCUGUCACUUGGCCAACUAAUGUACACUACCUUUCAACAUUUUGCAGUGACUUAGAAAUGUCCUUGCUUUUGAAAGAAAAACUUUAACUUCUUUAGAUUAGUUGAGUAUCUGGAGCAUCAGCAUGUGACGGUUCGAUUACAGGCUCAAAAUGGCCAGAAACAAAGACUUUCUUCUGAAACUCGUCAGUCUAUUCUUGUUCUGAGAAAUGAAGGCUAUUCCAUGCGAGAAAUUCUCAAGAAACUGAAGAUCCCGUACAACGCUGUGAGCUACUCCCUUCAGCACAAACUGGCUCUAACCAGAAUAGAUAUGAUAUGAUAUGUUUCCAUGAGACGCCAUCUUAACUGACUUAAUUUUUUAAAUAUAUUUUUUACCCCUUUUUCUCCCCAAGUCUUGUCUCAUUGCUGCAACUCCCGUACGGACUCGGGAGAGGCGAAGGUUGAGAGCCGUGCGUCCUCCGAAACACAACUCAACCUUAACACAAUGCCUACUUAACCCGGAAGCCAGCCGCAGCAAUGUGUCGGAGAAAACACUGUACACCUGGUAACCGCGUCAGUGUGCACUGCACCUGGCCCGCCACAGGAGUCGCUAGUGCGCGAUGGGACAGGGACAUCCCUGCAGUCCAAACCCUCCCCUAACCUGGAUGACGCUGGGCCAAUUGUGUGCCGCCCCAUGGGUCUCACGAUCACGGCCGGCUGCGACAGAGUCUGGACUCGAACCCAGAACUUCUAGUGGCACAGCUAGCACUGCGAUGCUGUGCCUUAGACAACUGCGCCACUCGGGAGGCCCUUUAACUGACUCAACCUGUUGAGUGUAGGGGACAGUAUUUUGAUGUUUGGAUGAAAAACGUACCCAAAUGAAACUGCCUAUUUCUCAGGCCCAGAAUCUAGAAUAUGCAUAUAAUUAGGAUAGAAAACACUCUAAAGUUUCCAAAACUGUCAAAAUAUUGUCUGUGAGUAAAACAGAACUGAUAUUGCAGGCAAAAACCUGAGGAAAAUCCAACCCGGAAGUGCUGUUUUUCCUGAAAGCUCUCUGUUCCAUUGCCUGCCUUCGCUCCAUUUAAAGGGAUAUCAACCAGAUUCAUUCAUUUUCUCUCUCUCCUAUUGAAGAAGGUACAGUCCGGUUGAAAUAUGAUCGAUCAUAUAUUGUACAAACAACCUGAGGAUUGAUUAUAAAAAACGUUUGACAUGUUUCAACAAACUUUACGGAUACUAUUUGGAAUUUUCGUCUGCCCGGUCGUGACCGCUCUAGCCUGUGGAUUUCUGAAAAUAACGCACCAAACAAAUGGAGGUAUUUUGGAUAUAAAAAUAAUCUUUAUGGAACAAAAUAAACAUUUAUUGUGUAACUGGGAGUCUCGUGAGUGCAAACAUCUGAAGAUCAUCAAAGGUAAGCGAUUCAUUUUAUUGCUUUUCUGACUUUCGUGACCAAUUUACUUGGCUGCUAGCCGUUUGUAAUGUUUUGUCUGAGAGAUGUCCUUACAUAAAUGCUUGGUAUGCUUUCGCCAAAAAGCUUUUUUGAAAUCUGACACGCCAGGUGGAUCAACAACAAGCUAAGCUGUUUUUCUAUAUUGCACUUGUGAUUUCAUGAAAAUUUUAUAUUUUUAGUAAUUUAAUUUGAAUUUGGCACUCUGCAAUUCAGAGGAUGUUGACGAAAAUUAUCCCGCUAAUGGGAUGGGUGCAUCAAGAAGUUAAUUUGGCUUCAAAUGCGCUAUUGAGUCUUCACAUAGGAAUGAAUAGUGUCACGUGAUCAAUGGCUUUGUCCAUUCAUAUACAGUCAUUCAAUUACACCCAUCUUAAGGCUAGUGCUACUGAAAGGACCUUAUGAAGAUGUUGAAUGAAGUUGUUUCUAAUCUUCCUUUCCCAGUCAAAGAACCUUCAGGUGUGAGACUUCGCCCCCCUUAGCCUUUGAUAGACUAUUUGGAAAUUGUUAUAUAUUUUUUGUUAUACCCGCCUGAUGUUUUUCCCCCAAUAUGUUGUCAUAUGCACAGCAGUAGACACAUAAUGAUUUGUUCCAACCUCAACCUGAUAAAUUAGUAAUUUGAAUGAAGAUAAGAUGAAUGCCAUUCCCCAAAAAAAUUUAACACAGAGUUCUAAUGAGAGGAUCAUGUUAUUGAUGGUAGUUAAAUACCUCAGUCUUCAACAGUUUGUUGCAGACCAUUUGUUUAAUGAAUUAAGUAAGUUGGCAGUUGAAGCGAGAUCAAAUAGCUGAAAGCAUGUCUGCCCACAACCACGGUUUGUCUCCUGGUCAACUGUUAUAAUCUGUUUGUUAAAUAGCCUACUGAUCGAAAGGCCAAUUUUGUUUAGCAACUUUGAAUUUAUGAUAAGAUACUUUUUAAUCACACAGCCCUUAGAAUACCUAUUUAAACUGUACCAGCAUCACAGAUCUGCGUUUGAUUUGUCAGACUGAGUCAGUUUGACAACUCUGGGUUUGACUAGUCAGGCUGCUUGUUCACACAGAGGUUGUCUUUGACUGGCUAUAAGGGCAGAGCAACGCACAAAUUGCACUGACGAGUUAUGGAAAUGCUGCCUUUACAGCGUAUGGCUCUUAUGUAUAUGUAUGUAUAUGUUGAUGUUGUCUGAAAACGUUACAUGUAAAUAAUGAUUUUAUUGUAUUGAUUUUACAAUCAUGGAAGGCUGGCUCAAAUAUACUGGUUCAAAAACA
Oncorhynchus nerka (sockeye salmon) is the source of this 5324-nucleotide messenger RNA. RefSeq names its product solute carrier family 35 member E4-like. Bases 219 to 1331 code for a protein of 370 amino acids. The transcript has 3 exons. Gene Ontology annotation, molecular function: antiporter activity. Gene Ontology annotation, cellular component: Golgi apparatus. NCBI's taxonomy places the organism in Eukaryota, Metazoa, Chordata, Actinopteri, Salmoniformes, Salmonidae. The record is from RefSeq and is a predicted model, not a curated record.